AUGGAUUACUUUUCCAAGUUCCUACGGGCGAACACCCAUCCAACUCCCAAGGCAGAGGUUGAUCAUGCUGCAGAGUUCCAUAAGUCAUGGGUACUCAUCAAGAACACUCUUAUGCAACCCGACGAACGGCAAAUUACGCGAGGUAUCAAAUCCACCGAUGUACCGGCUCGUCUUCAGUCGAUGGUGGAUUCCUUGGUAUGGGAGUCUACCCGGACGGAGGAAGGCGUAACGGGAGCAUGUCUGGAGUAUCUCUUGAAGAACGACGUUCUGGGAACGUUGGUCAAGCUGAGCGAAUCCGAUCGUCCAUUUGGCAUUCAAGCCGAGGUGCUCCGUGCCGUGCAGAAUAUGGUCGUCCUCUUGGAUGAGCAAUUCCUAGUUCACACCGCAGUUCACAAGGCCGUCUUGCGUCUUUUACGCAAUUGUGUUGGCGAUGAUCUCCAGGAGCAACUGGACGGACAUAACAAGCCCAUGGGAGCAGCAGGGAUCGCGUCUCGAUCUCAGCCGUCGGAGUAUGAGGAAGACUUGGUGAACCUAUUGUGCAUCCUUUGCAGUAGGAUCCGAACGUAUCGCGAACUCCUUAUGAUAUUCUUCCACGACAAGCAAUGGUACCGACCAGAGCCCUUAUUCUCCGUAGAGGAAGGGGAAGAAGAUGAGGACGAGGAAGAUGAGCGUUCUACUCUGGCUGAGAACACAGGAAAACAACCCCCUGUCGACCCCAGUACACCCCCUCCUCAGUCAUCUCCUUCGCCGUCCCAGCAGACAGAAAUCUCCGCCAUGGGCUCAUCUAUCACGAAGAAGCCAGAGUAUGAAUUCUUGCUUUUCAACUACCUGCUGCGGUUUGUCCACCGAGAAGGCCAAAUUGGCGAUUUCGCUCGUGCAGGUCUCCUCUUCCUCAUGGACGUCGCGAUGUCACCAUUGGAUCCUUCACCACACAAACUGGUCGAAGAAGACCUCUCGUCUUCGAUCUCAACCGCGCGUUCUGGCCCCGACCACGAUCCCAAUACAGAUGCGGCUCUUGCAUUAGCAGAGUACAUCUUGGAUGGCGAUUUCUCCGACGUUCUUGCCGCCGGUCUCGCUGCAGUUUACUCCUUGCUUCCCACCAAGCUCGAAGUCAAACCUCCUCUGGCUGCGGACGCGGCUGCAGGUUCAGCUAUGAUUUUGGGUAGCAGCACCUUGACAGAUUCCACACCGGAGGAGAGGGACAAACUGGAAAGCGAGCGGGAACGGAGCAGGGCUAUGGGCUUGGAGGAGUCUUCUAGUCCAGACUUCAAAGGCCGUCUCGACCACUUCCUCAAACUCCUUGAGUUUCUCCAGGACGUCUUUCGGCGAAACAAGACCCGUGAAACGGAAGAUGGCAGCCUCGAUCCUUCAUCAUUUGUGGGUUCUGCGAUUGUCCAAUCCAUCCUCGAUGCCGUUCGUAGCGUCUUCCUCGAGAACAUCCUCUACCCAUCCAUCCUCGAAUGCUCGGACGCCGACGGGAGCUCUGUUGCUGUCAUGUCGUACAUCGAGAUCAUGAUCCGUACUUUGGAAAACGGACAACUUGCAGACCUUCUCGUCGAUUUCCUCAUGAGCGAAGACAACACAGAAGACCUAUCGUCGUCCAGACCUCGACCGCGUUCGAUGCUCAACCUCGGUGGGAAACUUCCUCCCAGCAACAUGUCACAAGCGGAGCUGACCGAGAAGGCGAAGCGACGGAGACGACAGAGCACGGCGAUGAAACUAUUGGACAUGGAGGCGCCAAAUGCACGAAGACAGUCCUCGUACUUCACAUCCAUGGGCCGAUUUACCCUCAAGGAUUUGCUGUUGACAAGCCUUCGCUCCAAAUCUCCUGCCACCGCCACCGCUGCUCUCCAGCUUCUCCAAUCACUGCUACUUCAGUACUGUACACUCUGCUCCGAGCGAGUCCUAGUCGUCAUCCACGACCCUCAAGCCACAACUUUCCCGCAGCCCUCCAUUCUUCCCGAAGCGUUGGAAGACAUGGCGCCUCCUCCAAAACCCACAGACGACUCGGACGAUGACGAGGCUUUCGUAUACCCCAGUACCAAUGACAGCGCUACUGAACCCGUCCGACUGAAGUCCGUGGUUAUUUUCAGCCAACCGGACACCACGUACUGGACGCAUGAACGCGAGAUGGGCCUCUACCUCCAGCUGGUUUCGCGAGUUGACCCCGAUCAUGCAGAAGAUGCCUUCAGUACCGGGUACGAUCACUAUCUCCGCGAUGCAAUAGUCUCCAUCGAAGCCCAGUCAUGUUUCCGAGCCGAUUUCGAUCCAGCCGAACGUGCCAAGUUGAAACAUUGCUUGAAUCCCAACGACCCGGUUCUAUCCCUCGUUCUCGGCUUCCUGCGCAAAUUCUUCUCGAACACACCGGAGACCAACAUGGCGUUGACUGGCGUCCUUGCUACCCUUGCCCUCUGCCCCGACCGCUCACUCGCUGGAUGGCUCACGUUUGCUUCAAAAAAGAGCCCAACGCCGUCCAAUGCACGAGAAGAUGAGUUCGCACCAUACGAAGACGACGGAGACGACCGCUCAAUCGACUUCCGAAUCGAGGAGAAGCUUGCGUCAGAGCACGCGCUCCCCGCAUCAAGCAUGGACGAGCAGUCCCGGCCCGUCGUCUACGCCGUCUUCCACGGCCUCGUCGGCCAGCUCGAGCGGUACCGCCAGAUGGUUGGCCGCUUCGACGAGUUCCUUCAGGAGCGCCGCCAGGGCCUGCUCUUCAACGAGAACCUCACCGACGCCCUCACCCUCGCACUCGACUUCGACGCCAGCCCGAAACAGAGCGGCUUCGCCGGCGCGCUCCAGCAGGUCCAGCAGGUGCUCUCCCCGAACGAGAGCGCCCAGCGCCCGAAACCGAAGUCGAAACCGACCGCGGGCCAGGCAAUCGUCUCAUUUCUCACGCCAAAGAAGAACAAGCCGUCGCGGGCGCCGUCAGAGCCCACGACGCCUUCGCGCAGCGCGCGCGUCGAGGCGAGCCCGUUCGGUCCGCACUACCAGCGGACGGGCUCGAUCGUCGUCGAGCCGUUCCUCGCCCCGGCGCCGUCGUCCGGGCCCUGGACGCCGGCGAAGGCGCGCAAGUUCAACGUGGACGAGGAGGACGUGUUCGGGUCGUCCGGGCAGUGGGGCGAGAGUGAGGCCCAGACCGGGUCGUCGCGGGUAGUAGACGAAUCGGACGAGGACGACAUGCCCAAGGUCGCGCACGUAACCCUGUCGCGACUGCUGGACAACGUGGUCAUCCUGGAGGAGUCGGUGAAGGAGCUGGUGGCAAUCAUUCACGCGCGCCGGAGCCUGGGGAUUGACUCGAUACGCUAUCUGUAA
This is a messenger RNA of Epithele typhae, 3312 nucleotides long. RefSeq names its product Retinoic acid induced 16-like protein-domain-containing protein. The record is from RefSeq and is a predicted model, not a curated record. NCBI's taxonomy places the organism in Eukaryota, Fungi, Basidiomycota, Agaricomycetes, Polyporales, Epitheliaceae. Bases 1 to 3312 code for a protein of 1103 amino acids. The transcript is spliced from 6 exons.